This is a messenger RNA of Galleria mellonella (greater wax moth), 1719 nucleotides long. It is a transcript of the gene Fnta, whose product is annotated as protein farnesyltransferase/geranylgeranyltransferase type-1 subunit alpha. Lineage: Eukaryota; Metazoa; Arthropoda; Insecta; Lepidoptera; Pyralidae. Gene Ontology annotation, molecular function: CAAX-protein geranylgeranyltransferase activity; protein farnesyltransferase activity. The coding region runs from base 445 to 1443 and encodes 332 amino acids. Gene Ontology annotation, cellular component: protein farnesyltransferase complex; CAAX-protein geranylgeranyltransferase complex; cytoplasm. The transcript is spliced from 5 exons. The record is from RefSeq and is a predicted model, not a curated record. Gene Ontology annotation, biological process: protein farnesylation; protein geranylgeranylation.
GUCUGUCUAAUUACGUGUUUCGUUUCAGCUAAUCGUUUAUAUUGUAUUUUUAGUCAUUCGAGAAAUUCUAUUACUAAUGUACUCAAUAUCAAUAUUUUAAAGUAAAAAAAACAAAAUAUAUGUAAUCAAAUUUGGUAAAAUAAUUAAAGACAUAUACACGUAAUACAUAAAAAUAAACGUUUUUUUGCAAGUUGUUGCCCAUAUUGUUAAGGGAAAGGGAACCUCAUUCACAAUUUAAAAUUAUAUUUUCCUCGUCUGCCAAGUCUUGAAUCUUUAAAAUUAACUGUGUGUUUAAUUAAAGAUAUAACUUUAAAUAGUCGCUAAUGCUCUAGAUUUAGAUAACAGCUAGGUGUUUAUUCACGUCGAUCUAGUGUACACAAGUGAUCUAGUAAAUAUAACCAAAGUUAAAAGAAUUAAAUUGCAAAUAAACCUAUAGUCGUGAGGAUGUCUGAUAGCGGAGAGAAUGACGCUGCCUGGACUCUUUAUAAAGAUCGACCAGAGUGGAGAGAUUUGAAACCGGUACCGGAGAACGAUGGUCCUUCGCCAGUCGUGGUUAUUGCUCACUCUGAAAAAUUUGAAGAUGUCUACAAUUAUUUUCGUGCAGUACUCCAAAGUAAUGAAAAGUCUGAGAGGGCACUGCAAUUAACUAAAGAUGCUGUUGAAUUGAAUCCUGCUAAUUAUACAGUAUGGCAAUAUAGGCGGGAUCUACUGCAGGCCUUGGGCACAGAUUUGAGAACUGAGUUAGAUUAUGUAGAAGCUGUCAUAAAACACUCACCCAAAAACUAUCAGGUUUGGCAUCACAGAAGAGUACUUGUGGAGUGGUUGCAAGAUCCAUCGCUAGAGUUAGAGCUAACAGGGGAUGCACUUUUGCAGGAUCCCAAAAAUUAUCACGCCUGGCAGCAUAGGCAAUGGGUCAUGAAAACAUUCGGCCUAUUUGACAAAGAACUAGAAUUUGUUGACAAUUUAAUAACCGAAGAUGUCCGUAAUAAUUCUGCAUGGAAUCAACGCUACUUUGUGAUGAAUAAUCACUUAGGUUGGUCAGAUCUGAAUGUACAAAGAGAAAUUUGCUAUACAUUGGAGAAGAUUAAAUUUGUAAAGAAUAAUGAGAGCUCAUGGAAUUACCUGAGAGGUGUUUGUUUUCACGAUAAAAGAGGAAUCAAUGGCAAUGCUGUUGUGACGUCAUUUUGCGAAGAAUUAUAUAAGAACAAAUGUCGAUCUCCAUAUUUAUUAGCUUUUAUUAUUGACAUGUGUGAUGAAGCCAUAAAGAAAGGAGAAACCAAUACUUUCCAUAAUGCUGAUAGAGCUAUACUACUUUGUCAUGAUUUAGCAACAAAAUAUGAUAAAAUCAGAAGUAAAUAUUGGAAUUAUGUCUGUGAUAAAUUCAAGAAAAUCCAAAAAGCGCAGAAUGAGACGGACAACCACGAAAAUAAUAUUGAUAAUUAAAAUUAUCUCAUUAAGUAGCUAGGAAAUAAAAAAAAAAAAUAAGCUAAACGUCUGUUAUUUUAAUGGCCUUUCAGUCUUUGUUUGAAUUUUUGUAGCAAGUGUAUAAAAGUGAACGAAAAAAUUUGCAAAAUUGCAAUAGCAACAAACCAUUUAAUUCUUAGCUUGUUGUUUCCGAUACUUUUUAUAAAUCGAAUCCAAAAUGCACAUUUUUGUGUUAUUGUUAAUACUUUAUUUUUCUGAAUGUAUAAAAGAAAAAUAAAACAUAAAAACUGGAAA